This is a messenger RNA of Plectropomus leopardus (leopard coralgrouper), 4823 nucleotides long. Lineage: Eukaryota; Metazoa; Chordata; Actinopteri; Perciformes; Serranidae. The record is from RefSeq and is a predicted model, not a curated record.
GCAUUAUUGUGCACCAUUUUGACGAUGUAAUGAUAAUGCUUUUUAAUCAGCAUCUUGAUGUGCCACACCUGUCAGCUGGAUGGAUCAUCUUGGUAAAGCCAGAUGACCCCAGACAAGAUCCAUAGUGUUUGAUUGAGCACCAAAAAUCUGAUGAGAUGUUGGACUCAGAUGACUGCACCUUGUCCCUGGACAAUCUCUUUUUUGAGAGACCCAUUGUCCAAAAAGUAAAGCCACUGCAUCAGGAGGUCAGCCCAUGGCAAUUGGAAGUGCCUCCAUCUUUUUCUCAGGUUCCAGCCACUCAGGAUAUGCAGAAGGAGGCCGAGUCUCUCUCUACACUAUACAGUUUUUCUCAGAGACGCAAGACGUUCCUGCCUUCUUUAAAAGGAUCAGCUGGCCUUCAGGUUUUACCAUCAAAAAUCGACAGUCCUUACAAUUACAACAAUGACAAGAUAGAGCUUGAGGAAACUCAGGGUGGCCGCAGCAGCACUAGUGAAUGUGAUGGCCUUUGGGGAGUUGAAGGGUUCGGGGAUUACUUUUAUGGUGCUGGCCAGAGUGGCAGAGCUGGAGAUGAAACCCUGCAGGCCUCUGGUCAUGCGGCCAUCAGCAGGAGGUAUUUGUCUCUGGACGACAGCAAAAGCCCACCUCUACGGAGAAGCUUGUUCAAGGUUCAGGUGUUGAACAGCGGAGGUGACACGUCAAACACAGAUGACCUCAGAAGCAGCGACAGCAGCAGCCAGACAGCAUCCAGACCUCAAACUUUUCUCAGUCCGGUUUCCAUGGCGACAGUGCCUCCUCCUCUUCAGCCGCCACGGGCGACAGUUAGCCAGGCAGCUCCUCCUUUUUCCCCCAAGCCCCCCCUCCCACCCCCUCCUCUGGGCUCAUCUGCAGCAAGUGGCCAAUCCCCGCAGCAGGCGGCACAUGCUGAGAUGCAGGAUAAGGGCACAAAGAGAGCCUUCGUUCCGCCCAUGACGCCUCAGCCGCUUCGCAUACAAGGGUCCUCUGGGUCUGGAGUUUUGCGACCAGUUUCUGAGAUACCAGCAAAGUUCAGAUCCGUCUUCAGCGACUUCCCCUUUUUUAACUACGUUCAGUCCAAAGCACUGGAUGAUGUUCUUUACACAGGUAAAAACUAUGUGGCAUGUGCUCCCACUGGAUCUGGUAAAACAGUGCUGUUUGAGCUGGCCAUCAUUCGUCUGUUAAUGGAAACCUCAGAGCCGUGGAGAGAUGUCAAAGCUGUCUACAUGGCCCCCAUCAAAGCUCUCUGCAGUCAGUGCUUUGAGAGCUGGAAGAAAAAGUUUGGUCCUCUGGGGCUGAGCUGUAAGGAGCUGACGGGCGACACAGAGAUUGAUGACUUCUUUGAGAUUCAGGACUCCCACAUCAUCCUGACCACACCUGAAAAGUGGGACAGCAUGACAAGAAAAUGGAAGAACAACUGUCUGUUGCAGCUUGUCAGGCUCUUCCUCAUUGAUGAGGUCCAUGUGGUGAAGGAUGCGACCCGUGGUGCCACGUUGGAGGUUGUGGUGAGCAGGAUGAAGGCCGUACAUGCCUACAGAACGGCACAGAAUCCUGACACGGGCCUCUCUAUGAGGUUUGUGGCUGUCUCAGCCACCAUACCCAACAUUUCUGACAUAGCAGACUGGCUGUCUAAUGAGAGCGGUCCAGCCACAUAUCUUGACAUGGAUGAGAGCCACCGUCCAGUGAAGCUGAGGAAGGUGGUGCUGGGAUUCCCUUGCAACCCGAACCAAACACAGUUCAAAUUUGACCUGUCACUCAACUACAAGAUGGCCAACAUCAUACAAACGUACUCUGACCAUAAGCCUGCACUAGUGUUUUGCUCUACAAGGAAAGGAGUCCAGCAGUCAGCUGCAGUUUUGGCCAAGGAUGCUCGGUUUAUCAUGAGCAUUGAGCACAAGCAAAGGUUGAUGAAAUAUGCAAACUCUAUUCUGGAUUCAAAACUAAGAGAGCUGGUGAUGUUAGGAGUCGGUUACCACCAUGCAGGAGUUGACAUGUCUGAUAGGAAGCUGAUAGAAGAGGCCUUCACUGUUGGAGACCUGCCUGUCCUCUUUACCACCAGGACUCUGGCCAUGGGGGUGAACCUGCCAGCUCAUCUGGUGGUAAUCAAAUCUACCAUGCAGUAUGUGUCAGGCUCCUGUGAGGAGUACAGCGAGGCAGACUUGCUGCAGAUGAUAGGCCGAGCUGGGAGACCACAAUUUGACACGUCAGCGACUGCAGUGAUCAUGACCAAGAUCCAAACCAAAGACAAGUACAUGACGCUCAUGAAUGGGGUGGAAAUUAUUGAAAGCAGCUUACACAGUCACCUGAUGGAGCACCUGAAUGCUGAGAUUGUUCUCCAAACCAUCAGUGAUGUCAACAUGGCUCUGGACUGGAUACGCUCCACCCUGCUCUACAUCAGAGCCCUCAAGAACCCCACAUACUACGGUUUCUCUGCUGACUUAGACAGAUAUGGAAUUGAGGCAAAACUGCAAGAACUGUGUCUGAAGAACCUCAACUCUCUGUCCUCCAUUGGUCUGAUCGACAUGGAUGAGGACAUCAACAUCAAACCAACAGAGGGCGGCAGGUUGAUGGCUAGGUACUGUGUUGCCUUUGACACCAUGAAACAGUUCAGCAAAGUGGCUGGCACUGAGAACCUGUUUGACCUGAUUGAGUUGGUGUCGAAGAGCAAAGAGUUCAGUGACAUUCAGUUGAGGAUGAAUGAGAAGAGACACCUGAACACCUUCAACAGGGACAAGAACAGGAUCACCAUCAGGUUUCCCAUUGAUGGAAAGAUCAGAACCAGUGAGAUGAAAGUAAACUGCUUGAUUCAGGCUUAUUUGGGUUCCAUCUCAAUUCAAGACUUUGGACUGACACAGGACACAGCAAAGAUCUUCAGGAUCGGGAUACGUGUCAGCAAAUGCCUUUCAGAGUUUCUGAGUCACCAAUCCAAGAUGGGUUUCUCUGCUCUGCUCAACUCUCUGAUCCUGGCGAAGUGCUUCAGAGCCAAGCUUUGGGAAAACUCACCCUAUGUUUCCAGACAGCUGGAGAAGAUAGGCCAGACCCUGUCUACUGCCAUGGUGAAUGCUGGACUCACCACGUUCAGCAAAAUAGAGCAAACCCACGCCAGGGAGGUCGAGCUGAUUCUUAACAGACAUCCACCAUUCGGAAACCAAAUCAGAGAAUCUGUCAUACAUCUUCCGAAGUAUGAAGUUACUUUGGAGCAGCUUCCGAGGUAUAGCUGCGCUACAGCGGAGAUUGUGGUGAAGGUGAACCUUAAAAACCAAGCACAGCUGCUGUUCAGGAGAACAGCUCCGGACCACCACUAUGUCUCUCUGAUUAUUGGGAACUCUGACAACAUUGUGGUCUUCCUACAGAAACUGACGGACUCGGUGCUGUUGAAGUGUGGUAGCUGGUCGAAGAAGAUUGAAGUGGCAAAGGCCUCAAAAGGAGAGGAAAUCGUUGUCAACCUCAUCAGCUCACAAUACGUGGGCCUGGACAUCCAACAGAAAUUCAGCGUCUCCUACUCUGGAGCCAGGAGGUUUGGAACUGAUAUCCCAUACAACAUGCCAUAUGAUCCUACCAGGCAGAGACCGCAGCAGUCUGCACUGAGCCCACAGUCUGCAGCUCAAGCUGCAACUCAGAGAGAAAAUGUCACGACCACUACAGACCAAGAUUCAGGUAAUAAAAGACAGUGCAACCACUUCUGUAAGAAUAAGGAUCUCUGUGGCCACGACUGCUGUAAAGUAGGUGUAACUGUGGCACGGAAGAGGUCAGCAAAUCAAGAAUCCAGUUUCUCUUCCUACUUGAAAGACCUGAGGAGCAGGUGUAACACACUCGCCGAGACUCCUGUCAAACGACUCAAGAUGAAAAUUAUUGAGGAGUCUGCGUCUGUCAACAUGCAGGAGUUUGCUUACAAAACCAAAGAGAGGCUACCUGCUGGUUCCUGGUAUGGAGGAAGUCACUAUGAAGCGUCAAUUAGACCUCAUGCAGAGACUGUGGAUCUGACAGGAGAAGACUGUGUUCACCUGCCAGACAUAGUUCAUCUGGAUGCUGACGAUGAUUAUGAUGACUUUGUGGAGGACAUGCACACGAUGAUGGAAGAGCCGGUCCAAACACCUGCUGCGUCUCAUGCUCACCAUCAAAGUUCCUCGGUGUGGAUUAACCGAGGAAUGGGUGUUGCUGUGAGUCAGAACCAUAAACCGUUUCUAAAUCAGAUCAAUACAACCAACUCAGCUCAGUCAAAGACGUCUGCUGCGGUGUCAAACCAGGGCGCUUCAUCCUCACACAUACCAACCGUCAGCUUUGACCUUGGAAAUGAAUGGGACGACUUUGAUGACGAGAACUUGGUGAAUGCCAGCGAGACAUCGGUGACCUCAUGCUCAACUGAUGUUAGACCUCAAGUUCAGCAGUCUGUUGACUGCAGCCUGCCAGGUGGAGAAAAGAGCUUCACUGCUACAUCUGCACCAAUGUUAAUCUGUCACUCACAAAUCAAACCCUGUAUCACCACGGCCAGAACACCACUCAGGUCGAUUUCACCAACUCUGAGUCCUGGAAUCAGAGCAGCAGGACCGUCAGUGGUCGCAGUCAAACCACAGAACAGAAUCACACUCGACUGGAAUAAAAAGAGACAAAGCAUAUUCAGAGAGGAGAUCGCAGUCAGAACUCCAGAAAAUCUCCCAAAGCAGACUGAGACCCAUGUGGCCCCUCUUACCAGACGGUUUGAUUUCUUCUCAUCAAUGAGCGUCCCAUCCAACAUCAGCUCAUCUUUCAACAGAAGCACCAACUGCAAAGAAGAGGAAGCUUUCCUUGGGAUAUUUGAUGGUAUAUUUUAG